Molecule: messenger RNA, 396 nt
Organism: Cotesia congregata
Lineage: Eukaryota; Metazoa; Arthropoda; Insecta; Hymenoptera; Braconidae
Source: the annotation of a GenBank genome assembly
AUGUCUAGAAAAAAACACAACAUUGCUUACAUAAAACCAGAAGAACCUAAAUUUAUACGAGAUUUAAAAGCUCAAAUUGGAUUUAAAGAAGGUCCUGAUGUCAACACCAAGAGACAAGAAUUAUCAGAAGGUGAAGAAGAAGAUUUUGAAGACCGUGGCGAAGAGAAGCCACAAGUUGUCGUUUUGAGUAAGGAACACUUGACUGCAGAAGAAGCUGAUGAAUUUCAGAAGAAAAAAGAUCUAGAAGAAGCUAACGCGCCGGCAGAUCUCUCCAAGAGGAUAAUUUUUAAUCGAAAAGCCAAACCAGAGGCAGAUGUACUAGACCAGCCACCUCCCAAGAAAAGUAAAUCUAAAAAACCUAAGCUCGUAUUAUCCUUCGACGACGAAGACGAAUAA